This is a messenger RNA of Chenopodium quinoa (quinoa), 3408 nucleotides long. RefSeq names its product putative transporter svop-1. Gene Ontology annotation, cellular component: membrane. Gene Ontology annotation, biological process: transmembrane transport. Gene Ontology annotation, molecular function: transmembrane transporter activity. The record is from RefSeq and is a predicted model, not a curated record. Lineage: Eukaryota; Viridiplantae; Streptophyta; Magnoliopsida; Caryophyllales; Amaranthaceae.
AUGUCGAGUUUUGCAAGUUCCAAGGAUCAAAAUCUUGUUGUUGGGGACGUCAAAUAUUAUGGAGUAGUGGAGGAUAUCAUUGAGUUAGAUUAUUUUCGAUAUUUCAAAGUGGUAUUGUUUCGCUAUUCCAAAGAAAAGCAUUUGCAUUAUGUUAUGGAAACUAUCCCCGGAGACUUCUUUGAUAUGAGUGAAGAAUCAAAUGGUGAUAUUGGAGUUUCUUAUUGGAAUGAAUCUGCUAGCGAUGGUGUUCGCCCAGGGGCAACUGUUGCUGAUGACUAUGAUGUUAGUUGGUUGAGAGAGGACUUGCCUACCACUAAUGUUGACAUUCCAGAAUACAUGUUAGAAAUGCAAGCAAAGUCGGAAAUUGAUGAUUCGGAUGAUAAAAUCGAGGACAAUACUCUAUGGGAUUUCAUGCAAGCUUGCAAUCGUUACGGGGUUUCAGAAACUGCUUUUGGUGUUGGUCCUCGUUUCUUUGUUGGUUUGGCUGGCUAUGCUUGUAGCUGCUUUCCUACUCAGCUGUUUGCUGUUGUUAUUUUUGUCCUGUUCUGGUGCAGGUCUGGUUUCUCUCGCUUUCCUGUACUGCUAGGAGCUGCUAGUGUGCUGCAGGUCUGGCUUCUCUUGUUCUCUGGUCUGCUGGGAGCUGCUGUUCUCACUGUUGUGGUUCUUUGUUGCUGGAUUGCAGGUUGUCUUCAGGAAGGUUUUUGUUUAUUUAGAGGUCUUGCUGUUGCUUUUAGCUGUCUAGUUUGUGUUGUUGUUUGGUUGUUCUGUGUAGCUCGAUGUUUGGUGGGCAUGGGAUUAGGUGCUAUUCUAGUUUUACUCACUUGGUUUCUAGAGUUUGUACCUACACCAAGCAGGGGUACUUGGAUGGUCCUUUUCCAAGCCUUUUGGACCAUUGGUUUUAUUAUUGAGGUUGCUUUGGCGUGGAUUAUAAUGCCAAAAUUGGGAUGGAGAUGGCAGUUAGGAUUAUCUGUUCUACCAUCAUUCGUGAAAAUGGCCAAAAUAAAUGGCAAAGAAUUGCCUCCCAGUGCACUUGUAACUAAUAUGGAGCAAGAAGAGAUGAAUAAUCCUACAAAAGUGGUUUCAGGAGAAGAAGGUGAUGCAGUAGCUUCUAAGUAUGAGGAUAUUGAUAUGUCUGUCAUUCGAUCUUGUAAAGUACUUCUUUCGAGGAAGCUAGCUCCCACCACUUUGCUCCUUUGGGUCGUUUUCUUUGGUAAUGCAUUCGCGUACUAUGGUAUCGUGUUGCUCACAACUCAGGUGAUCACCAAGGAUAAUACUUGUGAUUCUCAUAUUGUUCAUAAGAAAGAGAAUACUAAGCCUGAUAUUGAUUACAGAGAUGUGUUCAUCACUAGUUUUGCUGAACUCCCUGGACUCUUUAUCGUUGUCAUCUUAAUUGAUCGGAUUGGUCGGAAGUACUCAAUGGCGAUUAUGUUUGUUGCUAGUGCGAUAUUCCUACUUCCUCUUGUAAACCAUCAGUCAGAUACUGUCACAACAGUUCUGAUGUUCGGGGCUCGUGCUUCUAUAAUGGGGAGUUUCACCAUCGCCUUCAUCUUUGCUCUAGCAGGCAGUCGCUAGCCGUUAGCAGUAGCCAGCAACUAGCAGGCAGUAGCAAGCCGCCAGAAUAAUUAUGGAAAAACCUUACAGACUUGCACUGUUAGCCCUGUUAUAAAGCUCACAAUACUCUUUUAUGACCAAGACUAUGUUUAGCAGAACCAUAAAUUAUAUUACGAGUUUACGACUUAAAUAGAUGAAGAGAGAGGAUAAGGACUGAGGUUGGCUUUGUUUUGUAGGCAAUUGGGGGAAAGAGAUGUGAGUUUCUCUAUUGAUUUCGCUAUAUUUCUUGCUCAUUACACUUAUUACGUACAGUUACAACUUACGAGAUCAGUCUAAAAUUUUAGUUCUAAUAAUUCUGAAAUUGGAUUUGACAGAUAAGAUUGUGAUGAUGUUUUGGGUGUGAUUGUUUUCAGCUUGAUGCUACAUCGUUUGAUUAGGGGAAUUAUUAUUUCUUUUAUUGUUGUUAUUUGUAAGUGAGAUUGAUAAGUUUCUAGAGUAUUUGGUUUGAAGGAACCAAGCUAUUUUCAGGAAUGUCGUGGUAAUCCCCCUUGGAAAUUAUCAAGCAAGAUGAUCAUUGGUGUGCAUGUUGCCUGUUGCUUAUACAUGCUAGUGCUGUGUACUGUUGGUUUGUUGUCUGCUCUGUCAACUGGUGCAGGCUUCUGUUUUUUCCUGUCUGCUCCUGUUCUGGUGUCUGGCUUUUGCUGCUGUUGUUUUGGUUAUGUAGACCCCUGAAGCUUAAGUUCUUAUUCCUGUUCUGUCUUGCCAGUCUGUUGCAGUUUGUUGUCUGUUUUCUGCUGUUGUUCUGUCUGUGCUGAUUUCUGAAGCCCAGGUUUGGCAAAGCAUGUUAGCUAUCUCCUGAUUGUUUGUUGCUGUCUGGUGUUGUGCGAUGGUUGUUGCUGUUGUUCUGCUAGGCUGGGUGUUGUAGAGUCAGCUUGGUGUUGUGCUGGUUUCUGCUACUGCUGUACAGUUGCUGGUUUUGGUUUAUUUUUUUUUUGUUGUUUUUCUUGACUUCUCAAAGUUUGUAAUCGUUGUAGUUGUUUUUUUGUUGCUUUGUUGCUGCCUGUUUUCUUUGUAGUCCUUGUUGGUAGCUUGCUUUUUGUCAUGUUCGUUUGGCUUCGGAUAAUCCUCCUAGAGGGUAGCUUGUUUCCAUUGAGUUCAAAAGGGUCGUGUUUGGUUCAAGGUUCUUAGGAACCCUUCCUAGAAGGUGGCCUUUAGGCCUUGGGCUUUGGCUGGAGUUUGUGUGCCCUUAGGGGCUUUUGGUGUUUUGAAGCUUAGGCCUGAGGGCUAUUUGUAUUCUCUUUUUGCUGCUUUGCAGCUCCUUUUGGUAAUAAAAUUUACUAUUUACCAAAAAAGAAAAAUUUAUAACAUUAUCUCCAAUUAUUCUGAUUGUGAUUAAUGUCAAUGCGCUCACCUCUUUAUUCUGCUAUGUGAAUCUUUUUCAGGUGUAUACCACUAAAAAUGGACAAGGCAUGAUAGGUCAAAUUGCCUACAGACAUUAUAGAAGGGUAUGUAUAACCAAAUUGUUCUGAUAUGUCACUUUGCUCAUGUUACUAAAUAUUUUAAGCUUUGCUGUCAUAUAUCUUAGUACCAUGAAAAUUCUCCCUUUAUUUCCUGCUAGAAUUCAGUGAAAUUGAAUGAAACACCACAACAUUGUCAGUCAUACUAUUUGCACUUUAGGGAAGAUGGCCAUUGCUUGAUUUUGUUCUUGACAGGAAAGUGGAAGAAGUUGUAAGAUGUCUAAAAAGAAGGGUACUACGAAGAAAAAGUGCAAGUUUUAAGCUGUUAGCAAUGUAGAAUGCUAGAAUUAGUCUUCUUUGUGAUCUCUUAGCUUUUUUUUUGUUUAAAAAAGAUAGUCAU